AAAACUUAAUAACACGGCGGCCAUUUUGUAAAUGUUGCUCUGGGGCCAUGGCGGAGAUGGAUGACGGCGAUGAGCCGGGUUUAGUGCACACACAUAGCGGUUUAUCGUCUUCAUCCAAGUCGGGGGGAGAUAAAAUGUUUUCUCUUAAGAAGUGGAAUGCGGUGGCAAUGUGGAGCUGGGAUGUCGAGUGUGAUACUUGCGCCAUUUGUAGGGUGCAGGUAAUGGAUGCCUGUUUAAGAUGUCAGGCGGAAAACAAACAGGAGGACUGUGUUGUUGUAUGGGGAGAGUGCAACCACUCCUUCCAUAACUGCUGCAUGUCUCUGUGGGUGAAGCAGAACAACCGAUGUCCACUAUGCCAACAAGACUGGGUUGUGCAGAGGAUUGGCAAGUGAAGAUGUCGUGUCAUAGCCACCAUGUUCAUCCUCUCUGACCCUGUCUGGCUCUAGGAUACACAGGACUUAAUCUUCAGCUGUGCAAAACAACUCCUGUGUGUAUGUUUGAGACUGUAAAAUGGAGUGUUUAGACUUCACCAGAACAACAGCUGAUGCCUGCUGCUUGUACUCUGCCUGUCAGUCCUACAGUAAAAUACAUAAGACUGAAGCACUACAUUGUCACUGCAGCGUCUGAAAGGUUGAGUGAAUGUGAGCUUAAAUUAUGUUGUAAUAAAAAGUGAAAUAUUAAA
This is a messenger RNA of Tachysurus fulvidraco (yellow catfish), 682 nucleotides long. It is a transcript of the gene rnf7, whose product is annotated as ring finger protein 7. Gene Ontology annotation, cellular component: Cul5-RING ubiquitin ligase complex; nucleus. NCBI's taxonomy places the organism in Eukaryota, Metazoa, Chordata, Actinopteri, Siluriformes, Bagridae. Bases 48 to 392 code for a protein of 114 amino acids. The record is from RefSeq and is a predicted model, not a curated record. The transcript has 3 exons. Gene Ontology annotation, biological process: ubiquitin-dependent protein catabolic process; protein ubiquitination. Gene Ontology annotation, molecular function: ubiquitin protein ligase activity; zinc ion binding; cullin family protein binding.